AUGUGCAUCCCCCUCUCUGGGCGCUUUGGAGGGGCGGGCUCGUCGCACCUCCCCCAGCAACUCAAAUUCACCACCUCUGACUCCUGCGACCGCAUCAAAGACGAGUUUCAGCUGCUGCAGGCUCAGUACCACAGCCUGAAGCUCGAAUGUGACAAGCUGGCCAGCGAGAAGUCGGAGAUGCAACGUCACUAUGUGAUGUACUACGAGAUGUCCUACGGCUUGAACAUUGAGAUGCACAAGCAGGCUGAAAUCGUGAAGAGGCUGAAUGGGAUCUGUGCCCAGGUCCUGCCCUACCUGUCUCAAGAGCACCAACAGCAGGUCUUGGGAGCCAUUGAGAGGGCCAAACAGGUCACCGCUCCCGAGCUGAACUCCAUCAUCCGACAGCAGCUCCAAGCCCACCAGCUGUCCCAGCUGCAGGCCCUGGCCCUGCCCCUGACCCCGCUGCCUGUGGGGCUGCAGCCACCGUCGCUGCCGGCAGUCAGCGCGGGCACGGGCCUUCUCUCGCUGUCUGCGCUGGGCUCCCAGGCCCACCUCUCCAAGGAGGACAAGAACGGGCAUGACGGUGACACCCACCAGGAGGAUGAUGGGGAGAAGUCGGAUUAG
Trichechus manatus latirostris (Florida manatee) is the source of this 603-nucleotide messenger RNA. RefSeq names its product TLE family member 5, transcriptional modulator (gene TLE5). Lineage: Eukaryota; Metazoa; Chordata; Mammalia; Sirenia; Trichechidae. The record is from RefSeq and is a predicted model, not a curated record. The transcript is spliced from 7 exons. Bases 1 to 603 code for a protein of 200 amino acids. Gene Ontology annotation, biological process: negative regulation of canonical Wnt signaling pathway; regulation of DNA-templated transcription. Gene Ontology annotation, cellular component: transcription regulator complex; nucleus. Gene Ontology annotation, molecular function: protein binding; transcription corepressor activity.